ACACCCACCAUCUUGCUUCACCAAUAGUCUUUUUUGAAGCUAUGGAAAUCAUCCCAUUUGUUUCCGCCCUCCGCCAGGAGGCUCAGGUGCUGGGGGACUACCAUGCCGUCCGAAAAAUGUGUUCCCGUCGACUAGCAACUCUCCGAAAACGACUUGGCCGGCAGACCUCCAAAUCGAAAAAAUACGCACCGCAACCUCCAUUGGCCGCUGAAGAAAUUGCACAAGAGCCUAAGUAUGGCAUUCUAUAAUCUUCCAUAUAAUCCCUUUUUGCUCAAUUCCCACAAUAGAUUCGUCCAUCUAUACCUCUACUCCUCCGAGCGAGCAUGGGCACACGCAAUGCAGAUGAAGUCUCUCUUAGCGGACGACACCACCACCGCAUCCUCAGCGAUGAAGUCACAUCUCGUCUCCCGCCUGCAUAAAGCUCAGUCCUAUGCUGUACAGCUAUGCGCCCUCCUCGAAGACCCGGCGUCCGGGGCCGCGGACAACGACGUCUUAGAAGCAAAUGCCUAUGCCGCAUCACUGCGCGGGUCAGAGGCGUUUGAAAAAUCGCAUUGGGAGGACUCGAUCAAAGCAUUCGCUGUAUCGAAGAUCAUAUACUCGGCUUUAUUAUCGACUUCAAAGAAUGAGAUUUACAAAGACCAAUUAACGAGCACCGUCGAUCCAAGUAUUCGGUACUCGGCGUAUCAACUGCAACUGCCCAGGAAUAUGGAUGUCGCGACCAUCGCUAGGCAACACUUUCCCAGGCAGGACGAGAGGAUUGUGAAGGCGGUUGAGGCUCUAGAUGCGAAAGCUCUGUCUGACCCUGCUGCGGAGGCACCGGGGGAGGAUGGAGUGGGUGUUGCAGCAGUUGCUUCAGUAACCUGGCGCUCACGUACUGCACCUGUGGAAGACGCAGAUAUCUCUGUGGCCUUAUCAGCAGCUCAGGUAGCGGAGAAUUCACACCUCUCUCUACAAAAGGACAAUCCUAGCUCGGCCGAGGCUUUCGAUGGAGCGCUGCUGGCAUGGCAAGAGGCGGUAGACGCAACCAAAAAGGCCAUCGACGGGCAGACAGCAGAAGGCGCCAGCAUGGGAGAUCCAAAGAUGCAAAACCUGCAAUUAACCUGGACACUGGUAAAUUACUCCUUAAUCUGUUGGCGUAUCGCGCGAAACCGUGUGAUGCUCGAAGGAAUAGCCCAAGGCAGGAAGAAGAACAAGAAGGGUGGCGAAGAAGUCAGAGUUAAGAAGCUCGGUCAUUUAAAAGAGGAGGUAGCCCUUUAUGAUGCCAUUCUACAAGUACACCAUAUCCACCCACCCUCUCCCCCCCCAUCGCCACAAUUCUGACAAUGUAUUAUUCAUAAAGAGUCUAGAACAGGUCUACGGCCUCCCCGGCGUCGCCGCCGAUGAACAUUUCUCCAACGAGCUCGACUCCAAAAAGGCCUACUUCUCCGCCCUCAAAUGCUCCACGAUCGCGCGCUCCCACGCAAUCCUUUCAAAUCGUACAAACGCCCUAGCACUUUUCGCCCGCGCCCUAUCACACAUUACCUCCUCCCCACCCACCCUCCGGUCCGCGGCUACCCCCACAUCACAUAAAGGCCUAGAUAUCACCCCCGCUGAAUUCCAGUCCCUGAAGUCAACGCUGGAAAACGAAGUGGCGCGCUUCAGAGCCCUCGCGGAGAUGGACUUGAUCGCCGCGAAAUCUGCCAAAACCGUGGGAAAGGGUGCAGGAGCCUUGGUGGAGAGGUUGGACCAGUAUCCUGAGGGCAAGAUCGACUUUGAAAAUGGGAUUGUCCAGUGGCCGCCGAAAGUCGCGCCGGUUCCUGUUAAACCCGUGUUUUUGGAUGUGGCGUUUAACUUUAUUGAGUAUCCUAGCGACGGUACUCCUAGAGCUGUCAAGGAUAAGAAGGUGGAGGAAGGAGGGAAGAAGGGGGGGUUCUUGGGGAGUUUAUGGGGAAGGUAAUCAUGCUGUAUUGGUGGGGAAUUUUAUUUUCACGCGAGUGAGGAUCUAUGAUCGGAAGGGGAUUUUUUCCUAAAAAUAAAAAAAAUAAAAGUAAAGAAAUCGGUGGGGG
Molecule: messenger RNA, 2045 nt
Organism: Tuber aestivum (summer truffle)
Lineage: Eukaryota; Fungi; Ascomycota; Pezizomycetes; Pezizales; Tuberaceae
Source: the annotation of a GenBank genome assembly